AUUCCAGAUUUCCAGUACAAAUCUUAGAUCUCUGAUCUCUGAGAUCUCAGAUUUCCAGUACAGAUCUUAGAUCUCUCAUCUCUGAAAUCUCAGAUCUGCAGUACAAAUCUCAGAUCUCUGGUCUCUGAGAUUCCAGUUCUCCAGUACAGAUCUUAGAUCUCUGGUCUCUGAGAUCUCAUAUCUCCAGUACAGAUCUUAGAUCUCUCAUCUCUGAGAUCUCAGAUCACCAUUACAGAUCUUAGAUCUUUCAUCUCUGAAAUCUCAGAUCUCCAUUACAAAUUUUAGAUCUCUGAGAUUCCAGAUCUCCAGUACAGAACCCAGCAUAUUUCAGGACCCACACAUCUCCAGCGCAGCUCUCAGAUCUACAGAUUCCAGAUUUCAGUUCCAAGGUCUCGAGUCCGGAUCCACAGGCUCCCAGGGCAUCUCCUGGAUGUGUAGGGGGACAAUCGCAACAACCACAACAACAACAACAACCACCACAACAACAACCACCACCACCACUGCCAGCACCCAGGAGAUGUGACCAUGCCACCAAUCACGCCGCUGCUGAUGCUGAUGAUGACGACGACUCUGCUGCCCACCUGGAUUCUUCUGCUGCCCAUGGGGCUGCCCUGCCUCUCCUCUGCCCUCACCUCCUCCUCCUCUUCCUCCUCAUCGCCCUCCACCUCCUCCGUGUGCCCGGCGCCCUGCACCUGCGUGCCGCUGCACGGGGAGGUUCACUGCGCAUUUCGCUACCUCCGCGGCCUGCCCCAGGACCUGCCACCGACGGCGAGGCGCGUCAACCUCGGCUACAACAGCCUUCGCGAGGUGAACGCUUCCCGCCUCGCGACGACGCCGCACCUGCAGAUGCUGCUCCUGCACGGCAACCAAAUCCGCGCCCUGCCGGAGGAGGGCUUCCCUGCUCUGUCCGCCCUGCAGGUGCUGAAGCUCAGCUACAACGAGCUGACGGCCGUAGGCCCGAGAGCCUUCGCUCGCCUGCCCUCCCUCUCCCGCCUCCACCUGGACCACAACCGGCUGGAGCGCCUUGCUCCCGGCGCCAUGGCGGGCCUCCUGGCGCUGCGCUACCUCCACCUGCAGGGGAACCGCCUGAGCUACCUCAGGCCCUCGUCCGUGGCUUCCGGCCUGGCGCUGGGCCUUUUCCCCGCGUCACCGCUGCGUGUCCUGCACCUGGCCGACAACCGGCUGUCGUCGCUGCCGCGGGCGACGCUGGCCGCGUUUGGGGCCGUGCGGAGCGCCUCGCUGCACUCAAACCCCUGGGCGUGCGACUGCCGCCUGCGGCCCCUGUGGGCCUGGGUUCGAUCCCAAGACGUCGCCCUGCAGUGCAAACGCGAGCGAGGCCAGGAGCCAGAUGCUCCUCCACUCUGCCCCAAGUGUGCCUCCCCGGGAAGCCUCCUCGACCAGGACUCCUUCUCCCUCCCAAGCGGUGCCCUCGUGUGCACGCGGCCGCGCAUCCUCCGUGGCCCGGGGGGGCCCGCCGAGGCCUCCCCGGGGGGCGGCCAAGGGGAGGCGGAGGACGGCCCAGAGGAGAUCCACGAGGACGAGACGGACGCUCGCCUGGAGCGCCUCGAACCGACACGGCCCCUCGGCUCGGUCUCCUUCACUCUGACGCCGCCAGCGACCCCCACCGCCGGCGUGGCCUUGGCGUGCCGGGCGUCUGCCCCGGCAGUGCCGGUGACGGUCGCGAUGGCGGUAGCCGGGCCCGAGGGCCGGGAGGCCGCGGAGGGAGGAGGCGCCCUCCUCUUGAACGCAACGCUCCGGUCCGAGAUGCUUUGCUCCGCUCGGCCGGGAACUUCGGCGAGGCUUGCGCGGAUCUUGGUGACAGAGUCCGGCGAGAGCCAGAGUCUGGUGCUGGUGAAGGCGCCGGGUGCCACCACGGACCGAAGCCUCUACUGGGGCCAGCGGGGCCUGCGUGUGGCUGCCAGUGCCCGCCCGGCGUGGCUCCUGGCAGAUGUCCUGCACGUGGAGUUCCACCUGGACCGUGCCGAGGGCGGUGGCGGCGGCGGCAGCGGUGCCAUGGUGGCAGCGACGCUGCGAGUCAACGUGUCCAUUCGGCGUGAAGAAGACGCUGACGAUGACGAGGUGUGGAGGAGCAACGGUGUGUGGAGUGGCGACCACGUGGAGGUGGAGUGGACAACCAUCGCACGGCGCCACUCACACGACAACAACGACGGCGACGGUGCUGGUGAUCAAGUUGGCGGUGGUGGUGGUGGUCGUGGUGACGAUGGAGAUCGCGUCAGUGGUGGUGGCCACUCGGUGGCCGUGGAAGGCUCCAACAUCGGGUUGCACUGCUCCAGCCUUGGCCGCGGCUCCCCCAUGUCCUGGAUUCUGCCCGACGGCUCCCGUGUCCGCGUACCCACGGCGGGGGCCGCCACCAUCGCCGCCACUGCCGCCCGCACGCGGGUCCGCUCUGACGGAACCUUCUCGAUUGGCCGGGCCCAGCCGUCCGACUCGGGCCUGUACACGUGCGUGGUCGGGGGCGGGCCGUUCGGUGCGAACGCCGCCCACGCGCGCCUCGCCGUCAUGUCAAAGCGGUGGCCGCCCCGAGGCACGGCCCGCGGUGGCUCCACGCCGCCGCCGCUCUACGUCCCCACCGGACGCGCGGCCUCCCUGGCGUGCGAGGCCCACGGCGUCCCCGUGCCUGCUGUCGCCUGGCUGCUACCCGACGGGACGCUCGCUUCGAAUCAGAGCGGCGGCCGUGCCGGCGUCGAAGUGGCGGCGGGGCCGGCGGGCCGCUCCACGUUGAACGUGGCCAGCGUGGGGCCCGGCGACGCCGGCGUCUACCGCUGCGUCGCCGUCAACGCGUACGGGGCCGACGUCCUGGCGGUGGAAGUGGCGCUGCCCGCGGCGAGCCCGAGCGGGGAAGGCGACGGAUCUGGGAGUGACGUCGACGGAGAAAAGAAUUUGGAGCAGGAGGAGGAUGAGGAGGAGCAGGAGGAGGUGUCCAUGAUGGCCCGGCGUGGCCAGGUAGCCGUGAAACACCGGGACGGGCGGCGCUGGGCGGAGGCUUGGGCCGCGCUGUUGCAGCGGCACAGGUCGGCGGGCGACAGUCGCAAAGGAGCCCGACAGGUUGGAGGAGGAGGGGGAAGAGGAGGAGAGGUAAGAGGAGGAGGGGUAGGAGGAGGAGGGAAGGAGGAGGAACGUGGUAGUACGGCGACAACUUCGCCCGCAAAGGAGGCAUCGGAGGCCCCCUUGGACAGGGUGUCGUGGAGAGCUAGAGGGCCUGGCGGGUGGCGCCAUGGCGGGAUGGCGGAGUGGACACGUGCGCACGCAAAUGCCCAGCGGCGGCAGCAGCAGAAGAAGCACGAUGAGCAUCGGAAUAAGAAGCAGGAGACACAACAACCACAUGAGAAGCGGCAACAGGAGCAGCAAAAGCAGCAGCAGCAGCGGCGGCAGAAGCAAACAGAGGAGCGGGAGAAGCAGGAUAAGCAGCAGCAACAGAUGACAACCUCAGCUUACAAGGUCACGACCUCUACAUCUGUAGUCACCACGCCAAGGCUGGGGGUGCUGGAACUGCUGGAGCUGCCGCUGCUGUGA
This is a messenger RNA of Lethenteron reissneri (Far Eastern brook lamprey), 3534 nucleotides long. RefSeq names its product immunoglobulin superfamily member 10-like. Gene Ontology annotation, cellular component: plasma membrane. Gene Ontology annotation, molecular function: protein binding. The record is from RefSeq and is a predicted model, not a curated record. NCBI's taxonomy places the organism in Eukaryota, Metazoa, Chordata, Hyperoartia, Petromyzontiformes, Petromyzontidae.